This is a messenger RNA of Aphanomyces astaci, 682 nucleotides long. RefSeq lists its product as hypothetical. The annotation marks the transcript as partial. Gene Ontology annotation, molecular function: adenylylsulfatase activity. The record is from RefSeq and is a predicted model, not a curated record. Lineage: Eukaryota; Oomycota; Saprolegniomycetes; Saprolegniales; Verrucalvaceae. The transcript has a single exon. Gene Ontology annotation, biological process: sulfur compound metabolic process; purine ribonucleotide metabolic process.
CCAACAUGCCAGCAUUCGGCCCUCCAUACGAUACGAACAACGUGUUCGCGAAGAUCCUCCGCGGAGAGAUUCCCUCCGACAAGAUCUUCGAGACCGACGACGUCCUCGCGAUCCUCGAUGCCUUUCCAUGCACGCGGGGCCACAGCCUAUUGAUCCCAAAGGUGUCGGGGUACACUAACAUCUUGGACUUGCCGCCUCACGAAGCCGCCAAGCUGUUCCAGGAACUCCCGCGACUAGCCAAGGCCGUACAGGAGGCGGUUGGAUGCGACGGCAUCAACAUCGUCCAGAACAACGGCCGGGCGUCGGGCCAAGAAGUAUUUCACCCGCAUAUCCAUGUCAUUCCUCGGUUCCAAGGCGACAACCUGUUUCGUUUGCCGAGUCUCGCCGACCCCAUCGACCGAACCGACGCGGCCACUUUGCUGGAACUCAUCCAAGGCAAGCUUUAAGGCAAAAUAAACACUCGAAUUAGUCGCUUAAUACUCGUCGGCGGGGGGUGGUGUCGCGUGGGUGGGUGGUCGCGAUGGGAAGUGCCGUGGCAGCAUGGGACCGGUGCUGCUUUGAUCGGCCACUUCGGUUAGAAAAGGCGUAUCUAACGAGUUUAACCGGGUUUCUUGGCUGUCGAGGGCCGGCGGGGCAUCCAAAAAGCCCUGAAUGCUGUUGAUUUUGGCAAAUAGCAGGCGUA